Messenger RNA from Cryptomeria japonica (Japanese cedar), 1140 nucleotides. RefSeq lists its product as uncharacterized. The record is from RefSeq and is a predicted model, not a curated record. The transcript is spliced from 2 exons. Lineage: Eukaryota; Viridiplantae; Streptophyta; Pinopsida; Cupressales; Cupressaceae. Bases 1 to 1140 code for a protein of 379 amino acids. Gene Ontology annotation, molecular function: nucleic acid binding.
AUGGAUCCGGAUAUUAAAACUGCAUUUGUGGAUGAGCUUAAGAAAUGCCCAUUACUCUUCUCGAAGAAGGAUGAUGAGCUCAUUUGGACUAAUUCAAAAUCAGGGGAAUAUUCAGUCAAAGAAGGAUAUAAUUUUUUGUCUUUAGAUGUUAAAAGGGAUGAUUUGCCAUUUAAGCUAUUUUGGCAUGCUGCAUGUUUGCCAAAAGCAGGGGCGUUUGCUUGGUUGGUUGUUCAGGAUAGAAUUCUUAUUGGCAUGAGAUUAGAUAGGUUGGGUAUUACUGUGGUUUUUCCUUGCGUCAGGUGUGGUGGGUCCCUUGAAUCCAUGGAUCAUCUCUUCCUGUAUUGUCCCUUUGCUAAUCAUUGUUGGUAUUGGCCUUUUAACAAGUUCAAUUGGAGGUCUGCUCUUAGUAAGGACCUUAGAUCUCACUUUAUAAGUUGGCCCCUGUUAUAUCCAUCUGCAUUUUAUGCUUGCCUUUGGAUAAUUGCUCCUUCUAUUCUAAUUUGGAGAAUUUGGCUUGAGUGGAACAAUAGGAUUUUUAAGAAACUUUCCUCCCCUCUGCAUGAUGUACUCUUUUGCAUAGAGAAGUUGAUUUCUGAGAUUGUCUUAGCUUUCAUCUAUAAAGGUUCUAGUCUGCAUAAUACUUACACUCCUUUGGACAAUUGGGUGACCAAAAAUUGGGCAACCUUGAAAACACUCCCUUUGAGUGGUGCAAUUUCUCAACCACAACCUUUAGUAAAUAGAAAGGAAGUGGUUUGGUUGCCACCUUCGGCUUCAAAGGUUAAAUUGAACUUUGAUGGAGCCUCUCGUGGUAAUCCUGCUAAAUCUGCCAUUAGGAUUGCGGUCUCUGAUGACAGGGCUGGUAUCAUAAAAGCUCAAUGUCAAUGUAUUGCCUAUGGGACUAACAAUGUGGUUGAACUUCAUGAUCUUUCCACUAGUCUUGAUUUGCUUCUUUCAUUACAUUUGUUGGAUGUUGUUAUUCAGGGCAAUUCUCAGCUUGAGUUGUUUAAUUCCUUCACUAUGGUGCACUGUUUUAGAGAAGCUAAUAAGGUGGUAGACUUCCUGGCUAAUAAAGCAUCAGAUGAGGAUAUACAAGACUUGGUUGAGGUGGCCUCCAGUUCUUUACCUCCUCAUCUGGUUUAA